CAAAGCUGGGAAGGAGAAAAAGCAAGGAGGGAAAAGGACAAAGUGAAAAGAGCUAGGAGCCACACUGGAGAGUAUAAAAACAUCCUGCUGACCUCUGAUGCACAAGGUAUGAAGAAAACAGACUGUCAUUGACUAUGUGGACAAUCUGGGUGAUAAUCUUCUGGAUUUCAACUGUCCCGAUCAAAGCUGUUCCACCUAUCUGUGACCUCCUGAGCGUCCUGAAAAGGGAGGAAGAAAAGUGUGCUGAGACUCUCUCCCUGGAGGCACAGAACAGAACGACUGAAAAUGAUCUGCUCCUGAGCUCAGGCAGGUGUGCUGGAAUGUGGGAUAACAUGAGUUGCUGGCCUUCAUCCACUGUGGGACAGACUGUCAAUGCUCACUGCCCUGAAUUCUUCCAGAUGCUGACUGGGAAAAAAGGUUUUGUCUACAGAAAUUGUACAAGUGAGGGCUGGUCAGACCCAUAUCCGAGACCUGAUAUUGCUUGUGGCUACAAUGUCAAUGACACGACCAACGAGGCAAGACGUUUCUAUUUCAUGACCUUGAAGACCAUGUACACCGUCGGAUACUGCACCUCCCUCGUGACACUAAUCAUAGCCUUAGCAGUCCUGGCCUCUUUCAGAAGACUUCGCUGCACAAGGAACUACAUCCACAUGCAUCUCUUCACAUCGUUCAUUUUGCGAGCCUCAUCCAACUUCAUCAAGGAUGCCGUUUUGUUUUCCUCCGAAGACAUAAAUUACUGUGGGGCACAAACGGCUGGCUGCAAGCUCACCAUGGUCUUCUUUCAGUAUUGCAUCAUGUCUAACUACAGCUGGCUCCUCGUGGAGGGACUGUACCUCCACACUCUCCUGGUUAUUUCUUUCUUCUCGGAAAGGAAGUUCCUCUGGUGGUUCAUUGUCCUCGGAUGGGGUGCCCCAGCUGUGUUCGUGGCUGCAUGGGCGACUGCCAGGCAGUUCCAUGAAAAUAUUGGGUGUUGGGACAUUAACACUAAUGCCAAUACCUGGUGGAUCAUUAGAGGCCCCAUAGUUUUGUCUAUUUUUAUUAAUUUCAUUCUCUUUGUCAACAUUUUAAGAAUCUUGAUGAGGAAGCUCAGAUCACCUGAAAGACGGAGCAGUGAUUUCAACCAAUACAAGAGACUUGCAAAGUCAACGCUCCUCCUCAUCCCUCUCUUUGGGGUCCACUACAUCAUCUUUGCUUUUUUCCCUGAAGAUGCAAGCAGCGGCACAAUGGAAAUUCAGUUGUUUUUUGAAUUGGCUCUUGGAUCAUUCCAGGGCUUUGUUGUGGCUGUACUUUAUUGUUUUCUUAAUGGUGAGGUUCAGCUGGAAGUUCAGAGAAAAUGGAGGCAGUGGCAUUUAAGCAAACACUUGCGUCAGCACCUCAGCACCUCAGCGAGUAACGGAGGAAGCGGCUUGACUCAAGAGAUGCACAUGGUGAGGUCGAGCCCACCAGAGCACAGGAGAGAAACCCUCCAAAGAUCAAGCGUGCUUUAACACUGUAUGCCUGGAGGAUCCCUCCAUGCUCAGACACACAUGGCUAA
Messenger RNA from Manacus vitellinus (golden-collared manakin), 1534 nucleotides. RefSeq names its product secretin receptor (gene SCTR). The transcript is spliced from 13 exons. The record is from RefSeq and is a predicted model, not a curated record. Bases 135 to 1487 code for a protein of 450 amino acids. Gene Ontology annotation, molecular function: peptide hormone binding; secretin receptor activity; G protein-coupled peptide receptor activity. NCBI's taxonomy places the organism in Eukaryota, Metazoa, Chordata, Aves, Passeriformes, Pipridae. Gene Ontology annotation, cellular component: plasma membrane. Gene Ontology annotation, biological process: brain development; adenylate cyclase-modulating G protein-coupled receptor signaling pathway; cell surface receptor signaling pathway.